Messenger RNA from Osmerus eperlanus (European smelt), 1740 nucleotides. RefSeq names its product interferon-induced protein 35 (gene ifi35). The transcript is spliced from 10 exons. The record is from RefSeq and is a predicted model, not a curated record. Gene Ontology annotation, cellular component: nucleus. The coding region runs from base 211 to 1323 and encodes 370 amino acids. Lineage: Eukaryota; Metazoa; Chordata; Actinopteri; Osmeriformes; Osmeridae.
UUAUUAUGAUCAAUAUAGGUUAGAUAGCACAGGAUAAAUGUGGACAGGGAGACUCGAAAUGAGGCGUGGAGGCCAGCAAGCAGCAUCAUGACUCAUCCAGUAAGUUUAGAAAUGAAACUGAAAGAAAGCAGUCACAAUCCUAACACAAUUGUUGUCUGAACCGAAACAAAACAUCGACGCCGAUCAUUGUGUAUUUUAGUGAAUCUUCACAUGUCUUCAGACGAGGAUUUCUCAAUUGUAGUUAAUGGUGAUACAGAGACCAUGGAAAGAAUUCAGGAACAAAUCGUCAAAUUUAAGGAACAACACAGUCUCGUGCUUCAGGAGCAACAGGACCUAGUCACAGGAUUAAAUACAGUAAAAAACCUAGAAAAUCAGUUCAAACUGCGCUCAAACAAAAUAAGACAAGCGCUGGAAGAAGAUGAUGCCAGUCACGCCAUAAAGGUUGAAAACGAAACGAUGAUGUUGGCCAGCCUGCGCAAGGAGGAGGUCAGAUUGAAAGAUCAGAUCGACGCAGCGCUGGAACAAGGGAGCCAGCUGGAGAGGCAUAACUACCACCUCAGACAGCAGACCGCAGUGUCCACUGCAGUGCCUGAGAAAAAGGUUGUAUUCACUGGAGUGACAGGAAACGAUGCAAAACCACAGAGCUUCGAGAUGAAGCCCCAUGUUUUGUACCCCAUGGACGGCGGCACAGCACUCAUUACCUUUGAAGAUGAGAAAGUGGCCCAGAAGAUCCUGGAAAUGAAGGAGCACAAGGUGGAGCUGGGAGAAUGCACCAUCACCCUGGAGGCCAAGCCCGUCCAGAUGCUGGUCCCCAGCGUUGUGGAGAUGGACACCCAGAUCUGUCCCCAUCGUGUCCUCGUGUCCAGCCUGCCCAGCAAUCUGAGCGGGGAGGCUCUGAUGGACAAGCUGGAACUCCACUUCGGCAAGGGGAAGAACGGGGGGGCGGAGGUGGAGUCCACGGACCUGCUGCAAGACUCUGGCAACGUGGUCAUCAAAUUUGUCCACGGCCACGUUGCGAAAGGUUUGACGGACCAGCAGCAACAUGAUGUGGCGUUUGGGAAAGGGAAGAAGCACAAAGUGAAGGUGACUCCGUUCCUGAACGGGAAGAUUACACACUUCCAGACCAGGGUGUCAGAGUGCAGUCACACCGUCCUGCUGGCCGGCAUCCCUGCCGUCAUGGAGCAGGAGAACCUGCAGGACCUGCUGGAGAUCCACUUCCAGAAGAGCAGCAACGGGGGAGGAGAGGUGGAGGCCUUCCUCUACAACCCUCUGGGCCAGCACAGCCUGGCGUUCUUCCAAGAGGAGUGUCCCGUCAAGGAUUAGAGACGGGACACUGGGAGUCUGCUCCUCUAGCCCUCUCUACGCUCUGGGUCUUGGGAUUCCUGUUUCAAUGAAGGGAUUGCAUACAAGUCUGUGCAACGUGGGAACUAUGAGUCUUGUUGAAUUAGAUCCCAAAUACGGUAUAUUUGAAGGGUGUUGAUUACAAAUUAUGAAUCAUUUAAAGAUAAAUAUUGAGUUGUUACACGACAGGUUGGAGUUGAAGAUAAUUUAUUCAUUGUGAUAUAUGUAAAUCAUAAUUACCUAAGAUAUGUUGUAUCUACUUGAUUGUUUACCUACAUCCAAGGCAGAUCCAACUUAGGGGAUACUUAGGGCUUUGUUAUUCAUCUUAAUUUGUUAUUUUGAAAUACUAAUUAAACAACCUAUAAUGAAGAUUGUAUAAUAAAGUUGAUUCAACUCAGA